UUAAUCCUGGGGCUGGGACAGAAAUCAGACUGAAAGGUGAUGAAUUAGAGGCAAGAAAACUGGUUGUGGAGGUGAAUAAAAAGGUUUAAGAAAUGUGAAGCUUUAUCUCCCAGGCUGGGUUUGGAUUGACCCCUCCCCAAGGCUGGAUGAGGCCUGAACAGGCCACCCCCCAAAGUCUUGUGGCCCUUCCUCCCAGAUUCCUUGCAGACUUGAUUAUCAUGUUGGGCCACCCCAUCUCCCCCAUCUAUCGUUGGCUGUGGUGUUUUCUGUCUCCAUUUGUGCUGCUAGUCCUGUUUGUAAGCACCCUGAUUCAUCUAUCUCUGAAGAACAUCACCUACUUGGCCUGGGACUCAAAAAUUUCAAAUGAGGUAUUCCGAAUUUAUCCAUCAUGGGCUAAAGUCUUGCUCAUCAUCCUCAUCGUCAUUACCAUCUUGCCUAUCCCUGCCUACCUCAUUGGUGUGGAUUUCACAGUCUCCAUGAUUCACAGUAGGGGCACAGUUAUCUUCAAACCUGAAGCUAAAGGGAACUCACCGAAGUCCCAUCCACGGCUUCAGGUGAGGAAAAGCCCAAAAGAAGGUUAAUACAAUGGAUAAAUAAUGGGGGAAAACCUCUCUGCCAUGUGAGUAAUUCAUCUUGGAAAUAAAGACUUGGUUUAUUUGGCAAAA
Molecule: messenger RNA, 665 nt
Organism: Ailuropoda melanoleuca (giant panda)
Lineage: Eukaryota; Metazoa; Chordata; Mammalia; Carnivora; Ursidae
Product: orphan sodium- and chloride-dependent neurotransmitter transporter NTT5-like
Exons: 2
Coding region: 147-581 (144 amino acids)
Biological process (GO): amino acid transport; sodium ion transmembrane transport; nitrogen compound transport
Cellular component (GO): plasma membrane
Source: RefSeq, a predicted model, not a curated record